UGGAAACAGGAGUGGGCAUCCGCUGUGCUGCGCGAAGAAGAAACUUCGAGGAAAGAUGCACGAAGAGGAGGAUGGCAGCGAGGCAAACUCCUGCACAGCUUCGCGGAUCGUGGCCUCCAGGUCCGUGGAUGUGGCCGAGGUCGAGGGCGCCAAGGAGCAGGCCUCCAAGCUGUGCGGCUUCUUGAACAAACUGUCCGGCAAGGGGCCUUUGAGGGGGUACAAGCCGAGGUGGUUCGUGUACGAUCCGAGGAAAUGUUAUUUGUAUUAUUUCAAGACUCCCCAAGAUGCCCUGCCUCUCGGGCACAUCGAGAUCAGCGAUGCGUGCUUCAUCUACGAUGUGGAGGGGGAAGAGGGGCAGUUUGAGAUCCGCACCGCCGGGAAGGAGUUCCUCCUCAAGGCCCCCAGCAGGCAGGUGAUGCAUUACUGGCUGCAGCAGCUACAGCAAAAACGUUGGGAAUACAGCAACACAAGAGGAUCCGGACAGAGAGACAGCUGGAGCUCCCCGACCCUGGCCUACCCUCCCACUGGCCUCGUAGGCAAAGACAAUGAUGCAGUAGUCUUUGAGAAGCUGAGUGAUAGCAUGGAGCAGGUCCGCAGCGACUUUGCCAUGGAGACAGACACAGAUGGCGGGGGAAUGGUGGGCAUCCAGUCAGCCAGAGGGCCUUCCGCUGCGCUCACGAACCCCCUCAACUUCUCCCUCAGAAACUUCGGUACAGAACUCAGGAACUCCAUGUCUUAUUUACGGCCGGGCAGAGGAGGCGAGAGCAGACGCAGUGUGUUUUAUACUCACGGCAACAGCAGCAGCACAGAGGAGUGGGAGCUGGUGGAUGCUCCACCCAAGGACUUCCCUGAACAGAAACCUCAUCCAGACACACACAGACAUUCCUUUGGGUCAGCGUUUACGUUCGACUUUGUGCGCAACUCAGCGCGGCCGAAGAGGCCUUUGCUUCGAGACAUGAUGGGUGCCGGGAAGUUUGGGCGUAACGCUGAGACACGCAGUGCCGAGAGUUCCCCGGUGGAGUGUAACGGCAGCAAACCUCUGGAGAUGCAGCUUCGCCUCCAGAGCCAACAGGAAGAACUCAGCCGCAUGCAGCAGGAACAGGCCAAACUCAGAGAAGAGCUGGCCAGUCAGAAGGAGCUGGUGAGACUUCUGCAGCAGACUCUGAGAACCUCCCAGUGUGACAGGCCGCCACUACGCCGUCCACCUCCGACUCCAGAUUCAUCUGCUGCUUCAGACCAGACUCAAGGUUCGGCAGUAACACAGGAAGAGAUCGCCAAGACGGAGACCCUGGUUCAGGAAAAGGAUGGGCAGAUCCAGUCCCUGUGUGGCCACAUGGAGCGUCUCGCUCUAGAGAAGGAGAGUCUUCAACAAGAGCUGAAGGGCCUGAAGAUAAAGGUGGGGGAGAUUAAUGACCAACUGGGGAUGCUGAUGGAGACCAUCCAGGCAAAGGAUGAAGUCAUUAUCAAGCUGUCGCAGCAGAGCUCCGAGCAGAGCGGCAAUCCAAUCAACGGUUCACCACCUCCCAACAAAGAUCAGCAUGAAGUGGACAUCCUCAAGGACAGUCUUCAAGGCUACAAAUCCCAGAACAAGUUUCUGAACAAAGAGAUCCUGGAGCUGACAGUGUUACGCAGAAAUGCAGAGAGCAGAGAAAAGGCUUUAGAAGCAAAGUAUACGGCCCUGGAGGCUAAGCUGUGUCAGGUGGAGAGUAAGUAUCUGGUGCUUCUUCAAGAAGUGAAGACCCCGGUGUGUUCGUCUUCAGAGCAGAGCCCAGCCCGAGAGGUCAUCUCCAGAUUAUUAGAGGAUGCGCUACAGGCAGAGAGCUCCGACCACCAGGAGCACCCCAUCUUUAAACCAAAUACUGUCAGUGAAUACGACACGUUUGGCUUCAAGACGGUCCCUGAGGAGGAGGAAGAAGAGGAGAGGCUAGUUGCAAAGGUGAGAGCUCUGGAGCUGAAGUCCCUAUCCAUGACAGAUCAGGAAGUGUCCAUCGGGGUGAAGUGGGAGAACUACCUAGCCAGUACCAUGAACAGAGACCUGGUGCGCUCCCCUGAACUCAAGGCGCUGUUUCGCUGCGGCGUGCCCCAUGAGCACCGCUCCCAGGUGUGGCGCUGGUGUGUGUCCUUCCAUGUCAAGAAGUUGCGAGACCAUCUGGCGCCCGACUACUAUGAGACCUUACUUAACGUUGCCCGGGACAAGCCUAACCCAGCCUCGAAGCAGAUCGAGCUGGACUUGCUGCGCACUUUGCCCAACAACAAGCACUAUUCCUCUCCGAGUGCGCCUGGCAUCCAGAAACUCAGGAACGUCCUGAUGGCUUUCUCCUGGAGGAAUCCAGAUAUCGGCUACUGCCAGGGACUAAACAGGCUGGCAGCUAUUGCCUUGCUUUAUCUGGACCAAGAGGACGCCUUCUGGAGCCUAAUAGCUAUCGUGGAGGUCUUCAUGCCAAGAGACUAUUACACCAAGACUCUGCUUGGCUCACAGGUUGACCAGCGUGUGUUCAGGGACCUGAUGAGUGAGAAGCUCCCCCGGCUUCACGCCCACUUUGAGCAGUACAAGGUGGACUUCUCCCUCAUCACCUUCAACUGGUUCCUGGUGGUGUUUGUGGACAGUGUGGUGAGCGACAUCCUCUUCAAGAUCUGGGACGCCUUCCUGUAUGAAGGUCCAAAGAUCAUAUUUCGCUUCGCCCUGGCUCUCUUCAAGUACAAAGAGGAGGAGUUUCUGAAGUUGCAGGAUUCCACAGCCAUCUUCAAAUAUCUUAGAUACUUCACGCGCACAAUCCUUGAUUCAAGGAAGCUGAUGAACAUCGCUUUUGUGGACAUGAACCCGUUCCCCAUGCGACUAAUCCAGAACCGCCGCUCCUUCCACUUGGAGAAAGUCCGUCUCGAGCUGACUGAGCUGGAGGCGAUCAGACAGACCUUCCUCAGGGAGCGAGAGACGAGUCAGGACGGUCGGAGCUUCGUCAGUGAUGACGAGGAGGACAACUGACCUUGAGCUUGUCGCUGAAUUAUGAAGACAAAGAGAUCAUCUCCAGAUGCCAGAGACGUGUUGCAGCUGUAAAGGGAUUUUUCCUAAAGGAUUGUUGGGAGGUGGUCUCCGAAUCAGAGCUGGACCAAUCAACUCUUAUAAAUUUCAAGUGAAAUCGCAUCAAAAGACAAAAGUGUUACAGGCCAAACGGCUUUUUCUAUCAGUAUUCCUGCCAUUUUAUUUUGUACACGCUUUGUUUGUUGUAUGCUUGUGUGUUUACGUGACAGCCAAAACAGUACGCCUUAUCCACGACUCUUCAACCUUCAAUGCCAAGCUUCAGUCUUGCAGUCCGAAUCAGUAUUUUUACAAACAUGGCUGUGAUCUUUUAAUAGUUGGUGAUUUUAUGCCUGUUGAAGGAAUGAUUGUAUUUUUUUUUUUUACCUCUGUUUUUAUUUUCGCACUCUCUGCCCUCAGCCCCUUUCAUACGUCUUAAAAUUGUUUACCUAAAUCUAGUUAUUUUUCCAAACUACCACGCAUCAACACAUCUUUUGAUGCACUUGAAUCACUUAUGCUGAAAUUCAGAUUUUGCUGAAACUCCAAGCGGUCCAAGGGGUGUUUAAGAAUACACACAAAGACGAUUUAAAGAGUCCCAUGUAUUAUCAGUUGCAUAAACAGCAUGUGGAAUAUUUUGGAGAAGACUGUAUUUCUUUAAUAUCUCAGGAUUCAGAUCAAAUAACUAGAGACGCAACAAUUAAGCCACCAAGCUAAAGGUGUCAGUCAGUGUUGUCUUUUUAAGUAAUAUUGGUCCGUCCAGUUUAUCUGUCCAUAUUUGGGAGACUAUUUUUUUCUUUGGGUAUCAGUCUUAAUAUGAUAUUUUAAACUUAAAAGAAUACUAUGCAGGAUUUUCCUUUGCAAAAUCCCUCUCAGUCAUCACUUAUGACCCACUAGUAUUUUAUUAUUAGUCUGCCUGUAUUUUCUUAUUUUCCAUGUGAGGAUGUUUAUUGACGUGCACCCCCACGUGAGGUUGAGGCUUUUUAACAAGGUAGCAUUCAGGUGGCAGACUGUAAGCAGCAGAUAUCCAAGAGACAAAGCGGCGAAACACCAGAUGAGAGUGAAUCUGGGGUUGGACAAUCCUGCAUAGUAUAUCUUCAUGUACCACUUAAUUAUGAAAUUUUCCCAAAUACAUUUCUGAGACAUUCAAACUGUUCUGCACCUUCAUUUGUGCCGAAGAAAAAAUGUGUAACAACCACUGUAUUUGGUCAGGAGAAUAUCAAUUCCAAAAACAUCCUGAUUGUCUGACUAUUUUACUAUUCCUAUUGUUAAGAUUAAUUUGCCUUGUUUUGGUAGUGUUCAUGAUUUUAGUUGGGGUUGUAAGGGUCUUAAUUUCCCCUGGUUAAAACCAGUACAUGCAUAAUGCUGGGAUAUUCUUCUGAGCCCUGUCUGUUGAUGUAGUUACACUCAUUGUCCACAGUGUGGCAGUAUAACAUUUGUUUACCCAGUGUGUUUACACCAAUUCAAAGGUAACCUCCCACAGUAUGAUUUAGAGUUUAUUAUACUGUGUGUAUAAAAUGGCUGGGAAGUCAAUCUGUCAACAUGAUCGCUGUGCAAAAAUGGAAAUAUGAUUUGUGAUCUAUGAGGGAAGUGUUUCAGAAGAUUUAUAGACAUGUAGCAACAUAUUUGUCAUUCACAUCCAGGUACUUACAGAAAACAGUUUACUUGUAUAGCACCGUGACCAUAUUCUCUACGAUACUUGUUUUACAUACCAGAAUAAAAAGUUGAUAUACUUGCUCAUAAAAUAAACCAUUUUUAUAUUUGGUUAAUUAACAGUAUACAACUGUUUGAAUGGGAAUCCACAAGAGAGGAGGAAGAUUUUCUCACUUUGCCCCUUCUCUUGUGUGCUGAUAUAUUGUUUACACUUUGUUAUAACUUUUAAUUUCCUUUGUUUUUACUUCACUCUGAGCUGUUGGUAGAAAUUUCUUUGCUGUUAGUUAUCUUUUCUCUGCUCUAGUAUUGUCAGCUACAACACCAUGCCGAACUUUUUUGUGGGAUCACCUGAAGUUGUGAGCAAACCGCUGAAUUGUGGUUGUUUUGUUGAUGGAAAUGUGAAUGAAAAAAGUAGAGGUGGAAAGUUUUUCCUCAUGAGAGCAGGUCUCUCUUGAGAUCAAAACGUUCAACUUUGAUCGAUUUGAGAUAAAAAGUUUUAGGUCCAUUCAUUUUGUCAGAGGGCUCAUACAGAAGGUUUCAAUAUUCACUCAUGUUUCAAUACACAGCUUUUGUUCUAAGGCUUGUUCUCGUGCUUUUUGUAUGUUUUCUGUCAGUUUAGUUUUCACAUGGAAUAAGCUACAUUUAAUGUUAUGCUGUCUUUGCUUUCUCUUCCUCUCCCAGCAAUGUAUUGCACAAGUGUAUGACUUCAAAUUAUCAUCGGGCACUUCUCUUUUUUUGUAUGUAAAUCACUAUAUUGUUAAUCUUUAUCAUUUAAUGAUGAAAAAUGCAAAGCUUUUAUGUUACAGAAUUAAGUAUGCACCACUGUAUGUUUUUGUAAUACCAGUUAAAAGACAAAUUCAAUAAACAAUGGCUGACUGAUUGUCA
This is a messenger RNA of Epinephelus lanceolatus (giant grouper), 5551 nucleotides long. RefSeq names its product TBC1 domain family, member 2B (gene tbc1d2b). Gene Ontology annotation, molecular function: GTPase activator activity; small GTPase binding. Gene Ontology annotation, biological process: regulation of GTPase activity. The record is from RefSeq and is a predicted model, not a curated record. Lineage: Eukaryota; Metazoa; Chordata; Actinopteri; Perciformes; Serranidae.